GUGGUUGUCCCCAGGGGCCGGGCCAGGCAAGGAAUGCCCUACCCGGAGCAGAAACGAGAUUAGGCUGCGAGUUGGCGAUAGGGUGUCUCCUUAGGGGCGUGGCUUACGGGUCCUCGCUUUCCCGCCGACGGUUGGCCACGUCACGUGACAUGGGUUGGAAGAUGGCGUCUCCCACAGACGGGACAGAUCUGGAAGCAUCUUUGUUAAGUUUUGAAAAACUUGACCGUGCGUCACCAGAUCUCUGGCCAGAGCAAUUACCAGGUGUUGCCGAAUUUGCAGCUUCUUUCAAAAGUCCUAUUACUAGCUCCCCACCCAAAUGGAUGGCUGAAAUAGAACGUGAUGAUAUUGACAUGCUGAAAGAGCUGGGAAGCCUCACCACGGCUAAUUUGAUGGAGAAGGUACGAGGCCUACAGAACCUGGCCUAUCAGCUGGGGCUGGAUGAGUCCAGAGAGAUGACACGAGGGAAAUUCCUCAACAUUCUAGAGAAGCCCAAGAAGUAGCAGCAGCUGCUGGUGGACAGGAGGUCUAGGGGACUGGAACCGAACACCCUUCCUGUGCAGUGCGGAUGCCGCCCAGCUCACCGCUUCCUCCCAAGAGACCAGCAGGUGUGCCCUGGGACUGCCCCUGCCCCUGCCCCUGGCACUCUGCACCUCUGAGGACACUCGGCGACGCGAGAAGCAGUCUGCUCUCCCCAAGGAUCAUUGCAGUCACUCAGUAAGCUUCCACGCUUUAACUGUCUCAGCUUCGGAUAUUGGUAACAACAGAGGCCCCGUCGUCAAAGGCCCAAAGUCCUGCUUUCUUCUUUGCUGAAGUGAUUUGGGGCCCAGGAUCUUAGUGUUGGCUUGAUGACUCAGUGUUGGCCAAGUCAGUUGUGACAUGUCGCGUGGCUGGGUUCUGUUGAGUUGUACUUGAUUUCUUAGGAAGUAUUUAUGAUGCAAGAAUACCAGAGACCAACUGGAUUCUGGGCCACACUGUACAGACUGACUUGUGAACUCUCCAGUGUAUAUUAGGUUCCAAGAAUCUUCAUCUGGAGAAACCAGAAUCUAUUCAAAAUAUAAACCUGCUGUUUAAAUUCUACAUCUCUCAUAAUAGUCCCAUGCCCUGGUGUCUUCCAUUGUCCGCUGUCCAGAUAUACCUUCUAGCUCUUCUCCUAGCAAGGGGUUCUCUGAGUGCUGAGGCUCUCUUGGAACUAGCUUGUGUAGUGAAAGGCCCAGGCAAGUUGCAUUGUGCUCGAGACCUCAACAAUAUGCAGGUGACAGAAAGGACUUAUGAGUUCUAGUUCAUCUGUUACAGGUUCAAGUGAAAUGGCAUGAAAGAAGAGGAUGAUUUAUGGAGUGCCCAUUUGGUUAAAAAUUAGAAACCCUAACUGACCCCAAAGGAACCUGCUGAUUCCUACUGGGAGAUAGUGGCAAUGGUUUGUCCCCCUGUCCCUUCUUAUAGUACACUCAAAUAACA
Molecule: messenger RNA, 1455 nt
Organism: Ochotona curzoniae (black-lipped pika)
Lineage: Eukaryota; Metazoa; Chordata; Mammalia; Lagomorpha; Ochotonidae
Gene: LIN52
Product: lin-52 DREAM MuvB core complex component
Exons: 6
Coding region: 150-500 (116 amino acids)
Biological process (GO): regulation of DNA-templated transcription
Cellular component (GO): DRM complex
Source: RefSeq, a predicted model, not a curated record